This is a messenger RNA of Amblyraja radiata (thorny skate), 4467 nucleotides long. Its product is annotated as probable E3 ubiquitin-protein ligase HERC4. The transcript is spliced from 23 exons. Gene Ontology annotation, molecular function: ubiquitin protein ligase activity. Gene Ontology annotation, biological process: ubiquitin-dependent protein catabolic process; protein ubiquitination. Lineage: Eukaryota; Metazoa; Chordata; Chondrichthyes; Rajiformes; Rajidae. The record is from RefSeq and is a predicted model, not a curated record. The coding region runs from base 1 to 4068 and encodes 1355 amino acids. Gene Ontology annotation, cellular component: cytoplasm.
AUGAAGAGAAGCAUCUUUCACUGGGGGGAGCUGGGCAGUAGGUUCAGGGGGUCGAAACCCAACAAAGUCCGAAAACUCAUCCAGGCCACCCCUUGGGAAGAACUUGCCGACAACGAGGAAAUUGACUACAUCUGCUGCAGCCCUCAUCUGACUGUGUUCAUCCUGAGGGAUGGCAGGGUUUAUACGCUGAGCAACAGCCACAAGGGGAGUGGACAACUGGAGCUGAUCACUGCGAUACAGGACGAGAAGAUUCAUACAGCGGACAUCGGUGGCUCCAACAUCCUCUACGUGUCUGAAGCAGGAAAUGUAUACUUCAGUAAAGUCCCAAACCAAAAAUGUGGAGUGGCAAAUAAAUCUUUCAUCGUCACAAAACCAAAGUUACUCAGCAGCUUUGCAGGGAGGUGUGUCGUUCAAGUUGCCUGUGGAAGCAAUCACUCUCUGGCUCUCUGCAAAGAUGGUCAAGUCUUUGCGUGGGGCAAGAACACAAAUGGUCAACUAGGAGUGGGCGAGGCCGUUGGUACCACGCACAGUCCGCAGCACGUGACAGCGCUGGCUGGUAUUCCCUUGGCUCAGAUCGCAGCGGGAGGAUCCCACACCAUUGUAAUGUCUCUGUCAGGGACAGUGUUCGGCUGGGGAGCAAAUCACCGUGGACAGCUGGGUCUAAACGAUGUGAAAGCUCGAUACCAUCCCACUUGUGUGAAGCUUCUGGAGUGUAAGAAAGUCGUGCAGGUGUCCUGUGGGGCCCACCACACUGCUGUGCUGAACAAGGAUGGGCUUGUUUACACCUUUGGAGCGGGAACGUACGGUCAACUCGGCCACAACUCUGACAGAGACGAGCUGAAACCUCGGCUGCUCGAGGGGCUGGAUGGAAUCAAAGUCUCCCAGAUUGCCUGCGGGAGCUCCCACACCAUGGUGUUCAGUUCGGCAUCGCGGCAACUCUAUUCCUUUGGCAGUGGAGAGAACGGGCAGUUGGGAACCGGACAAACCAUUGGCCAUUUUGUGCCUUGUUUGGUCACCUUCUCAACAGACGGGACCCACAACCUGCAGCCUGCUCCUGGAGGUCUGCUCCAACCAGCUGUGAAAAGGAUAUUUGCUGGAGCCAACCAGAGUGUUGCCUUGUGCUUUGGUGUUAAGGCCUCACACUCUGCUGACUACCAGUCUUCAUUCAAUCCUCUAAGGAGAAUUGUCAUGGCUGAAGACUCAUUCUGGAACACCUGGAGCAUUCUGGAUAAUGGGGAGCUACAGAAGGACAUCAAAGAGGAGAUUGGUCACAUUUUCUCCGCUGAAUGCCUCAACGGGAGCUUCUUGGAAGUCAGUGGGGAUGAGCAUUUCAAAACAGGCAGAGAAACCUCAGGAGUCGACCUGUCAGCUGCAAGUCUCUGGUUCGAGAAACUGGGAAAAAAUCCCAUACUUUUGCAAGAGGUCACGACCACAGUGGAGGAAAUUCUAAUUCCCUCCUUGACCAAGUCUCCUGCUGGUGUGGAAGCUCUUCGAGUCUAUCUUGUUCUGCCAGAACUCAUAGAUAUCCAGAUGGAGGAGAACAACUCAGUGAAACUUGCAGGUCUUCUGAGUACAGCCAUAGUGGCUCUGGAAGAAAGCCAACUGCAGAUACUUGAAUCGUGGUGGAGUAGCCUCAAUGAAUUUUUUUUCAACAAACUGGUGAAUUUGUACAGAAGUGCAUCCCACUUCCUUCUUCAGGGGACCUCUAGCAAGCAAGAGACAUUUCCUAAAGAACUUCACAGUUGUCUAGCUAUUUUGCAGAGGCUUUUUAGGGUCAAUUCCACCAGAAAGCCUAAAUACCAGGAGAACAAAUUCUACAUCUGUGCACAAGAGGUUUUUGGUGACACACGUGUCUACUGUAAUGAGAAUAUCACUGAUUACAGUAUAAUAUUGGGCAAUAUUAACAGCACUAAUGCAUCUGCUGGGAUUAUCAACGUAUCUGCUGGUUUAGAAAUGGAUGCAUGUACUGAAAACAUUGUUGCUUCUGCUGGAGAUACUGUUACAUCCACUGGAAUCAUUGAGGCUUCUGCUGGAGAUACUGAUACAUCUACCGGGAUCGUUGAGGCUUCUGCUGGAAAUACUGAUACAUCUACUGGGAUUGUUGAAGCAUCAGCUGAAGAUACCGAUACAUCUACUGGAAUCAUAGAAGUCUCAAAUGAGAACACAGACAUACCUACAAGGGACAUUGAAGCCUCAACUGGGAACCCUAAUGCAUCUGCUGGGAUCAUUGAUCUCUCAGCUGGAAACACUGAUGCAUCUAACAGUAUUCUUGAUGCUUCCAGUGCAAACAUUGAAGUCUCUAUGCAGAACAGUACAUUCACAGAGAUUGAUCAUAGUUUGGAAUUUGAUAUUUCUCCAAGUGUAACUGACGAACCUAUCGGGAUUGUUGAUGCCCCACAGAGGAACACUAAUGGCCCUACUCAGAUCAAUGAUGUCUUGACUGCAAGCACCGAGACAUCCGCUGAGAACACUGAGAUAUCUACUGGGAUGAUUGAAAUCUCAGCUGGAGAUAAUGGGAGCACUGAAACAUCGACUGAGAACACUGAGCCAUGUCCCAGGAUGAAUGAUGUACCAAAUGGGAGCUCCGAAACAGCUACUGAGAUACCUACUGGGAUAAUUGAAAUCUCAACUGGGAUCAGUGAUUCACUUACUGAGAUCAUUGAAACCUCAGCUGGAGAUAAUGGGAGCAUUGAAACAUCUACUGGGAACACUGAGACAUCUACUGGGAGCACUGAAACAUCUACUGGGAUGAUUGAGAUUUCUACACGGAACCCAGAACCAUUGACCGAAAUCAUGGAUACAUCUGCCAGGACUGUUGAGACGUCUACUGGUAACACUAAUGACUCGAAUGGGAUCGUUCCUGCCCCUGCACUAAGCCUUGAGUUAUCUGGUGAGAUCGACAUGAACUCCAAUGUGGACGAUUUUGAAUAUGAUUCGACUGCUGAAGUGGACUUAGGGGAGGAUGACGAUGACUAUGACUAUUUUGGAUAUGAUGACGAUGCCGUCUAUGACUACUAUUUUCUACUUAUCAACAGAACAGAGAUCCUUCAAAACACAUUGACACAACUACGAUCCAAAAAAGCAACUGCAUUGCGUGACUAUUUUCGGGUCAUAUUUAAAGGUGAGCACACCAUUGACGAAGGUGGAGUUUCACGGGAGUUCUUCUCUGUUAUUGCCGAGGAAUUUUGCAGUCGACCAAAGAUCCUCAAGCAAUACGAUGAAUCCAGACUUGUUUGGUUCCCGGAAUGGGAGCCAGAAAUCAAUGAUGUAUUUCGCCUGCUGGGCAUUAUCUGCUGGCUGGCCCUGUACAAUGGUUAUCAGGCGGACUUCCACUUCCCAUUGGCCCUCUACAAGAAGCUGCUAAAUGAGCAACCUACUCUCGAUGACCUGAAGGAACUCUCCCCAACAGUCGGCCGAAAUCUUCAGGAACUUCUCAAUUAUGAGGGUGAUGACUUGGAGGAGAUAUUCUGCAUGGAUUUCACAAUUGGGGCAGACAUGGCUGAUGGAUCAAUAACCCGACAUGAACUCAUUCCUAAUGGGAAAAACAUUCCAGUGCAAAGCCACAACAGGAAGUUAUUCGUUGACAAAUAUGUGGACUACAUAUUUAACACAUCGGUGGAGAAAAAUUUCCAAGCUUUCUCUGAAGGGUUUCGAUAUGUUCCUUUGCCAGUUGUAGAUUUGUUCCUUCCUGACGAAUUGAUGGCUCUUCUCCAAGGAAACAUGCUGUACGACUGGCCUCAGCUGGAGGAGAACGCCAGUUACAGGUUGGGCUACACAAGAACGGAUGAAGCCAUUGUCCAGUUCUGGCAGAUGUUUCAUGAGCUAACCCAGGAAGAGAAGAAGCAUUUCCUGGCCUUCCUCACAGGUUGUGACAAGGUUCCCAUUGGAGGCAUGGGCAAGUUCACGAUCGUCAUUCAGCAGGAUUCCAGAACUGAUCCGGAUUUGUACUUCCCAACUGCUCACACUUGCUACCAAAUGCUGGAUCUUCCCCGGUACAGCAGUGCGGAGAUCCUGAGGGAGCGGUUCCUCCGAGCGAUUGGAUGCAGUCGGGGGUUCGGGAUUUACUAGUGGCUGAAAUCAUCUGCUGCUCCUGAGCGUCUCUGAGCGAGUGGAAAUCAUGUUGCACGUGCCCAAUGGUUCAGUGAUUUCUUUAUUAUCACGUGUAGCAAGGUACGGUGAGAAGACAGUCUCAGCAAGACCCAGGCAGAGAUGAGGAGGUACCAGGCCCUUCGGCCCACCAUGUCUGCGCUGAACAUAAUGUCAAUUACCCAGUCACCAGUGCAAAGCACCACACAACGUGCUGGAGUAACUCAGAGGGUCAGGCAACAUCCGUGGCAACAUGGGUGGGUGAUGUUUUCAUUCGGGUCGGGAAGGAUCCUGAGGUACUCCAGCAUUUUGUGUCUUGUUUGUUUGUAAACCAGCAACUGGAGUUCCUCAUAAUGACAGGUAGAUCUGUUAUCAUAAGUG